AAAGAGAGAGAGAGAGAGAGAGAGAGAGCAGAGGCGGAGCUUGCUGGGUUUACAUAUACCCUUUGAUAUGCAAAUAUACACAGUACCUAGGGAUGAUCCUCAUUGGUUAAUGACAAGGCAUAGGUGUGGUUUCUCUUAACCAGGCGAGAACAAAGAAACCUGUUUUCCCGCCUAACCUGGGGGAAGCUGGGGUCAAGGGUCAGAGGCCUUCCCAGCCAUGUGCAAUACUGAGCAUGCUCAAGACUGAGCAUGCUCUCUUUUAAGGCAAUCUGCACAUACCAAUUGUUCCCCUUGCCCAUAGCUAGGGGUGGACUGCUACAGCCCCAAUUUGGGGAAUAAGAGGGAAAGAAAGAAGGAAAAAAGUGAUUGAGAGACACAUUGACAAAAAAUCAAUUAGGGGGCACUCCCCUUUGGCAUAAGAGUUUACAUUAAGAAUAAAUGACAGGGACUUCCGGUCAAGAUGGUGGCUUAGAGAAAGCUAAAGUUCAGAUCUACGGAAAACCCUUCCCGACCGAUCUCAAACUAUAAGCUCCUAAGGCGCCGAAAUUCAAAAUGAUCAACAGCAUAGACCCUGGGAAUCCUCCUCCUGGACCUGGACUUGGAUCAAAAGGUACGGCCCCCCUCAAAAGCCAGAACCCGAGAUCACUCGGACCUAAGGGGUAGGAGCGCAGAGUCCAAGGCUCCGGGAAGCCGCAGCCCCGCCCCCCUCAGAGAGCAGGGUCGUCUGAAACAACAGUAACCCUCAGGGCCUUCUAUCUGAGUCCCAGUGAAAGUCACUGCCCUAAGAGCUCUGGGAAGCCAUGGCCCAUCCCCCCACAGAGAGUAGGGUCGUCUGAAACAACAGUAACCCUCAGGGAGGGCAAGACAGCCUCACGGGCCAGAUCCUUCUAUCCAAGUCUCAGUGAAAGUCACUGCCCUCGGAGCUCCCGGGAAACCACGGCCCAUCCCCCUGCAGAGAGCAGGGUCCUCUGAAACAAUAGCAACCCUCAGGGCCGACAAAACAGCCUCACGGCCAGCUAUUCUGAAGGCAACUUCCGGAAAGCAACCCGACCCAGUCGAGGGGGCACCUUAGCAGCAGGGAAACAGAGAGAACCGGGGGAGAGUGUGGCCCCCUGGUCCGACCCUUCCAUUCCAGUUCCAGUGAAAGUCAUUGCCUGAAGGCAUACUCAGUUUAACCCAGGGAAAGCUCAUAGAACCGACAAUCUGCCCAGGACUAAAGCCUCUGAACACCAGACAGAGAUAAAAAAAGCUAAUCCUCCCCAUUCAGAGAUGGCAAACUCCACAGAAGCCCCAAAAUCCCAAGAAAAAUAAGAAGAAAGGGGUGACUUUGGACACAUUCUAUGGAGCCAAAAUACAAAAUACAGAAGAGAUAGAAGACGAUACAUAAGAAAAUGCUCUGAAACCUUCCAAAGGAAACGGAAACUCUCCACAAACCCAUGAAGAAUUUGAAUCAGAAAUGACCAAAAAGAUGGAAGCCUUCUGGGAGGAAAAGUGGGAAAUAAUGCAAAAGAAAUUCACGCAUCUACAAAACCAGUUUGACCAAAGUGAAAAGGAAAACCAGGCUUUAAAGGCCAGAAUAAGGCAACUGGAAGACAACGAUCGUGUAAAAGAGCAAGAAUUAAUAAAGCAAAGCCAAAAUACCAAGAAAUUAGAAGAGAACAUAAAAAAUCUCACCGACAAGGUGACAGAUCUGGAAAAUAGAGGGAGAAGAGAUAAUUUAAGAAUAAUUGGACUUCCAGAAAAGCCAGAAAUAAACACCAAACUCGACAUUGUGAUACAAGAUAUAAUCAAAGAAAAUAGCCCAGAGAUUCUAGAACAAGGGGGCAAUACAGCCACUGACAGAGCUCACAGAACACCUUCUACACUAAACCCCCAAAAGACAACUCCCAGGAAUGUAAUUGCCAAAUUCCAAAGCUCUCAAACAAAAGAAAAAAUCCUACAGGAAGCCAGAAAAAGACAAUUUAGAUAUAAAGGAAUGCCAAUCAGGAUCACACAAGACCUUGCAAGUUCUACUCUGAAUGAUCAUAAGGCAUGGAACAUGAUCUUCAGAAAGGCAAGAGAGCUGGGUCUUCAACCAAGAAUCAGCUACCCAGCAAAACUGACUAUAUACUUCCAAGGGAAAGUAUGGGCAUUCAACAAAAUAGAAGACUUCCAGCUUUUUGCAAAGAAAAGACCAGAGCUCUGUGGAAAGUUUGAUACCGAAAAACAAAGAGCAAGGAAUACCUGAAAAGGUCAAGUCAAAUCACAAAUUAUUUAAGCACCUACUUUGUGAUAAGAGCCACAGAGGCAAAGAAAAGCAAACACAGUCCUCAGACACUUCCCAGCUGUGUGACACUGGACAAAUCACUUAACCUCCACUGCCUAAUCCUUACUAUUCUGUGGAACCAGUACACAGUAUGAAUUCCAAGACAAAAGACUGUCUAAGUAAAACUUACAGGGACUGGCUGUGGGUGAUAUUGGUGUUGGCUGCUUUCCUGGGUGGCUACAGCACCUAUUUCAUUCUGGAACACCAUAGCUCUUCACCAGAACCAGCCACACAAAGUGUCCAACAUCAUGAAAAGCCCAAGAUUGAACUUCAAACUGUGCCACAAAGUGUCCAACAUCAUGAAAAGCCCAAGAUUGAACUUCAAACUGCGUCACAAAGGCGCAUCGAUGUCCCACUCCUGACUCCUUGGCUUGCACCCAUUGUUUGGGAUGGAACUUUCGAUGAGGACAUCUUGAAUGAACAGUUCCAAGGCAGGAAUAUCACCAUUGGAGUGACAAUAUUUGCAAUCAAAAAGUAUGUUAUCUUCCUGAAGCUGUUUCUUGAAACUGCAGAGAAGCAUUUCAUGGUGGGAUACAAAGUGAAUUACUAUGUGUUCACUGACCGGCCAAAUGAUGUUCCAAAAAUACCCCUCCAAGAAGGAAGGAAAAUCAUCACGUUGGUGGUCCAAAACUAUUCCAGGUGGCAAGAUAUCUCUAUGCACCGGAUGGAAAUGAUUAGCAAUUAUUGUCAUCAGCUCUUCUUCAAGGAUGUAGAUUACCUCGUAUGUCUGGAUGUAGACAUGAAGUUUAAUGAUCAUGUCGGGGUAGAGAUGCUUUCUGACUUGGUUGGCACUCUUCAUCCUGGCUUUUAUGGAGCUUCUCGGGAAACCUUCACCUAUGAACGCCGCCCUAAAUCCCAAGCCUACAUUCCCAGAGGCAAGGGUGAUUAUUAUUAUAUGGGGGGUUUUUUUGGAGGCAAAGUACAACAGGUUUAUAAAUUGACCAAGGCUUGUCAUGAAGCUAUGUUGAUUGACAAAAGUAAUAGGAUUGAAGCAGUGUGGCAUGAUGAGAGCCAUUUAAACAAAUACCUAUUUCUUCACAAACCCACCAAAGUCCUUCCCCCAGAAUAUAUGUGGGAUAAACAACUCUUAGGGUGGCCAGCCUUCCUCAGGAAAAUGAGGAUGUUGGCUGUGCCAAAGAACCAUGCUAAGAUUCGGAACAAGUAAAAGCUCUCUUCUUACAAAGUUAUUGUUGAGGGAUUAUUUUAAAGGCAAUAAAACCAACACUUCCGCAUUUCUUUGGCUAGAUCUCAAUUAUUUCCCACCCUAAUUCUGAAGUAGUUCUCUUUCUCUACUGUGAUAAAAUCUAAGGAGUACAAGAGUUAGGAAGACCUAACUUCAAAUCCUCCUUUCCACACUUACUUGUUCUGUGACCUUGGUCAAACCAUAAGACCUCUCAAAGACUCAGUUUCCUCACUGAUAAAAUAAGGAUAAUAUUAGCACUUAUCUCCUAGGAUUUUAUAUAUAUAUACACAUAUAUAUACUGUAAAA
Messenger RNA from Monodelphis domestica (gray short-tailed opossum), 3794 nucleotides. Lineage: Eukaryota; Metazoa; Chordata; Mammalia; Didelphimorphia; Didelphidae. The record is from RefSeq and is a predicted model, not a curated record.